This is a messenger RNA of Heterobasidion irregulare TC 32-1, 588 nucleotides long. RefSeq lists its product as uncharacterized. The transcript has 3 exons. The coding region runs from base 1 to 588 and encodes 195 amino acids. The record is from RefSeq and is a predicted model, not a curated record. NCBI's taxonomy places the organism in Eukaryota, Fungi, Basidiomycota, Agaricomycetes, Russulales, Bondarzewiaceae.
AUGUCGAGCAUAGCAGCUAAACUCAAGGACGAAGGGAAUGCUCUUGUCAACGAGAAAGACUACGAGGGUGCGAUUGAGAAGGAUUCAGCUAUCAUCUUGAGGCUCUCUCUCGCCCAUGUAUCAGCGCCCAGCGCUGUUCAACCUCAGAAGGUUGAGAAUCGUGGCGACGAGGCUCAAAACACAUCAUGCGCCUAUCCCCACCAUGCGAUUCCUUUGUACCGUGUCUAUUCGAGGUCGGGUACCGACCAUUUCUAUACCACCAAUGGCGCGGAGAUGGUGAAUGCGGUCAGCAAGCUGGGAUACGCGUACGAAGGCGAACCUGGCUAUCAGGGGCGCGACCAUUUCUAUACCACAUCGGCCAGCGAGCGUGACAAUGCCGUGAACCACCUUGGGUACACUGACGAAGGCAUUGCCGCCUACGUUUAUGCCACCAAUAUCCGCGGAACCAUCCCGCUCUACCGCACCUACAGCCCAGGCGCUACGGAUCACUUCUACACGACGUCUGCGUCAGAGCACGACAAUGCAGUGGCCCAUUUGGGUUACAAUGACGAGGGCAUUGCGGCGUAUGUGGUCCUCACGCCAUCUUGA